ACAUCAACAGUGCAAAGACUUUACUGGAGCAAAAUGUAUGCCACCAACACGGAGAAGCGCAGGGUGAAGGCUAUCAACAAGCACUAUCGCAAGCUCUCUGUCCGUAAAGACUUCGGAAUGCAUGGUAGCUUUUCAGGCCAUAUUACGGAUUGCUGGGUGGCGCAUUCCGGGCAGGAAUAUGCGCAUGUGCUGUACGUGGACGGGGAUGAGGAGGACAUUCCCUUACAGGAGGUGAGAAUUUUUUUAAUGGCACCGUUGCCCCCCACGCCACCGACCUCCCCACGGUCUUCAUCGGCCCCGAGCAGCGAAAGCAGUGGAAGGGAGGAGAAGGAAUGCGAAGCACUUAAGGAACUAGCCAUCGGAGCACGCUCCUCUAUCACCUUGUGUCGUGUGGGGUAUGGUAGAACAGAAGGGAUAGAAGCGGAAACAAUCACCACGACAGCUUCCUCCGCCCCUGCAUCUUGUGCGAUCCCUCCUUCUGGGGAAAUGUUCUGUCAAGAGAAUGCCAGCCCGGAUGUUGACGAGGCAAAGGAAGCAUCGACUGAGCUUUUGGAGGAAGACGGAGCGUGUGAAGCAGAGGGGGGAAUCGAGAAGAGGAAGGAUCACGAAAUGAAAGAGGCAGGCAAGGAAAAGGAACAGGCGCUAUGCGACAGGGAACGGGAGAAGGCAUGCCAGUCGCCUGUCCGGCGGCAUCAGAGCGAAGGUGAUAAGGAGAACAGGGGGACGUUACAGGGUGAUGGAGGAGGGGGCAACUCCCAGCAUUCCCAGAUCCUUCCGGCGCAGCCCCAAAAAUCAGCAGAAAUGACAGUGGCAACAGGAUCAACGUCGAUGGUGGCACUUCUUGAAGGGGCUGUAAUAGCAGAAGUGACCACUUUAGGAGGAAACGCUGCAGCAUCAGCGACAGAAACAGCCACAGAUGAGCCUUCAUCCCAUCCCUUUACGGCAUCCUCUGUUUCUUCCCUUGCGCCCUCUCUACCUGCCUGCGCCUCUAAAGAUCAUGGAGGCGACUGCUCGACGGGCAAACACGGUCAUCACACUGACAGCACAAGGACUUCGACAGCCAAUGCGCUCCAUCCACGUCCAUUCAAUUUCUCUGAUCCCCUCCCUCGCAGUCCUCCGUCCGCGCUGCCGUCAUCCACAGCUUCUGUACCACUCCCAGCAAAUGAAAUGGUAGGGACAGGGAAUUCCAUCGGUGCCGCUCGACCGGGAAAGGAGCUUACAGAUUACAAGCCUCUUGUCGGCCGCUUCGUGCAGAAAGCCGUGGAGGGGGGAGGGAAGGUCACGGGUAAGCAUCGCAAGACCGGUGAAUAGGUAUGGUGGUGGAGGUGAGGGCAAAGGGAUCCAAGGAAUCGCGGCGAGUGUGGGCACGUGUCACGUACACUGACAAGACGGAACAGGACCUUGAUGU
This is a messenger RNA of Nannochloropsis gaditana CCMP526, 1408 nucleotides long. RefSeq lists its product as uncharacterized. The transcript has 5 exons. The coding region runs from base 34 to 1311 and encodes 425 amino acids. The record is from RefSeq and is a predicted model, not a curated record.